UUUUUUUUUUUUGUUUGUUUCGGCCUGGGAUUUGGGUGGUUUGUUUUUUAAACUAAUUUUUCAGGUUUUUGUUCCAGAAUCACUUCCAGACUCCAGACCGUAAAUCACCUGCGUUGACUUUUACUUUCUAUCCCUGGAAUUCUGCGACGUUUGAACACUGAAGAAUUCCACUUCCAGGAGUUUUCCUCCCUGUUUUUCAUGGACGGGUUUCGGCGCGUCCUCCUGGCGCUGAAGUCCAGAUGCUGACGGAGGCUGGUGUCUGGGUCUCCGCGCUCUGGUGUGCCUCGUUUCCAUUGGUCAGGACGUUUCCUCGUGCCUCGGUGUGACAUCACAUCCACCCGAGCCGCAGCAAAGCUGCUGAGAUUACACAUGAUGCUGGACACCGCCGAGGACGCGCACACUCUUCGGCGUGACGCCCAGACUGCCGUUGUCGUAAACAACACGUUUUAGCGCCGGACUUUCUGCGGUUCUCCGUGGAAAGAUCGCGCGUGGAUUUUCACCUUUGCGGUUUCUGCUGAGUGGAAAAAAUGAACCGUGCGUAGGAAUAUCGUCGAAGAGCUGUCACUCCCCCACCUGUUGGCAGGUGGCGUUAGCCUCACCCGCACAUACUGUAUUUACUAUGACAUUGGACUCGGAAAUCAUGGAGGAGAUCGUUAUCGACGUGGUGGGGGAAGAAGGAGUGAGAGACGACGGGGAGGAGCAGCCGCUGCCCCCGGACGAGUCCCGCAGCACCGAGGGUGAGGAGCGGGGCAGAUGCAGCCCGGUGCCGGUGUGUGCGUCCGCGUCCAGAAGCAAAGGUCCGGCGUCAGUGAAGCCUCCGUACUCGUACAUCGCCCUGAUCACCAUGGCCAUCCUGCAGAGCCCGAAGAAACGGCUGACCCUCAGUGAGAUCUGCGACUUCAUCAGCCGCCGCUUCGUCUACUACCGGGAGAAGUUCCCCGCCUGGCAGAACUCCAUCAGACACAACCUGUCGCUGAACGACUGCUUUGUGAAGAUGCCCCGAGAGCCGGGGAACCCCGGGAAGGGCAACUACUGGACCCUGGACCCCAACUCCUCUGACAUGUUCGAGAACGGGAGUUUUCUCCGGCGGAGGAAGCGCUUCAAACGACAGCACUUUCGUUUCGACCCGCUGAAAGAGCAGCACCUGGAGCCCAGCGGGUUACACGGCUUCCCGCACGGCACCUACGGCCUGGGGACUGCGGCCCUGCAGCUGCCCGGCCUGGAGCUUUACCCCUACCUCCAUCACCAGCCCUCACCCUCGCCGUGCGGCCCCGCCGCGGUCCCACCUGUCAGCAGCAUGGUGCCCGCGCUCUCCAGCUUCUUCUCCCGCGGAACACUCACAGCCAAAGCUUUCUUGCAGUCGAGGCCCGGUAUCGAAGCCUUCUCCCCGACCCAGUGCAGCGCCUACUCCCCGCCACUGAGCGCCGGCUCCGCCUACGGCUCCCCGGCGCUCCUCCACCCGAUGGCGGCUCCACACUUUCUGACUUUACAGCAGGAGUUUCAGAAACGGCACCGGGACUUGAACAAACAGAUAAACGCCGCCAUCCAGGACUGACCGCCGGGUCACGGGAGUGACGGUGCUUUUUCUCAGGUAACAGAGACGCGUUAGUCCGUCGGCCCGUCGGCCCGUCGGUCCUCGGUCCUCGGUCCUCGGUCCUCGGUUCUCGGUGCUCGGUCCUCGGUCCGGCCGUCGGUGCGGCCGUGAGGAGCGGACGGAUGUUCUAAAGAAUGUUGUAGAUAUUUCCAGAGAACUCUCCUUUCUCUGUUUUUUUUUUUUUUUACGUUUCUUUUUUUAUACAUAAAAAAACGACGUCCUCUUU
Messenger RNA from Cynoglossus semilaevis (tongue sole), 1820 nucleotides. RefSeq names its product forkhead box D7 (gene foxd7). The transcript has a single exon. The record is from RefSeq and is a predicted model, not a curated record. Lineage: Eukaryota; Metazoa; Chordata; Actinopteri; Pleuronectiformes; Cynoglossidae. Gene Ontology annotation, molecular function: DNA-binding transcription factor activity, RNA polymerase II-specific; RNA polymerase II cis-regulatory region sequence-specific DNA binding. The coding region runs from base 620 to 1555 and encodes 311 amino acids. Gene Ontology annotation, biological process: regulation of transcription by RNA polymerase II; cell differentiation; anatomical structure morphogenesis.